GCGCCAAGUUUCGGCGUGGUGAUUGAAGGCGAUCAUGCUGAAAAGCAUUCCGAAGGGCGAUGUGCAGAAGAUCUGCAGCGGGCAAUCGGUGGUGGAUCUUGCCACGGCAGUGAAGGAGCUGGUCGAGAACGCGCUGGAUGCCGGCGCGACCGCAGUUGAAGUCAAGCUCAAGGAGUUUGGCCAUGUGGGCUUUGAAGUGAGUGACAACGGACAAGGCAUUCCCGCGGCAGACCAUGCCGCGAUCGCCCUGAAGCAUUACACGUCCAAAAUUCGAGCGUUUGAAGACUUGGAGCGUGUCGUGUCGUUUGGGUUUCGCGGCGAAGCGCUGAGUUCGAUUUGCCAAUUGUCGGGCUUGUUCAGUGUGCACACUCGCACGGCGGACGACAGCAUUGGCACGUUGCUGCAAUACGACCAACAUGGAGCGUUGAUCUCAUCGUCGAAAAAGGCGCGGUCGGUUGGCACAACGGUCAUCGUAGAUGAUCUCUUCCUUCCCUUGCCUGUCCGAUACAAAGAUUUCACCAAGAACAUCAAAAAGCACUACGGGAAAACCCUUCGCAUCUUGCAGGUGCGUUCGACCUCCCGAUCUGUCCCCAUCAUACAUAUACUACUCGUUGUUAGGGAUACGCUGUGAUCAGCUCCAACGUAAAGCUCUCUUGUGUGAACAUUAUGGGAAAGAACAACUUGCGGCAGCAAGUGCUGUCGACGGAAGCAAACCACGCCGUCGCCAACAACAUUGCCAACGUGUUUGGCAGCAAGUUUCUCAAGACGUUGGUUGCCGUCGACAUUUCGUUGCCGUUCUGGCCCGACAUCAUCGACAGCGCGUUCCACAUCACAGGGUUCGUGUCCAAAGUCGGCGCCGGCGUCGGCCGGAGCGACAACGACCGCCAGUUUUUCUACGUCAAUGGCCGCCCCGUCGAUCUCUUGAACGCCACAAAGGCUGUGAACGAGAUCUGGCGGCAGUACGAAAUGAAGCAAAAGCCAGCGUGUGUGCUCAACUUUGUCGUGCCGCCCGACGCCGUCGACGUCAACGUCACCCCCGACAAGCGAGAAACAUUUGUUCGACACGAAUCACAUAUUGUCGAGUGCCUCAAGGCAGGACUGACCGACUUGUACGAACCGUCUCGCGGCACAUUCCACGUGCAAAGACUCUUGCCUACUACGAGCCAGCACCCAGAAGACCCCCAGCAGGUCAUGCCGACAAAACGCCCUCGAGAUCAAACACCCCAAGCACCAAAGGAGGCUUUCGUCGAUUUGGAUGGUGCAGAAGCAGCAGCCCCCCCGACGACCAAACGACCGCGACAAGAGGCACAUCCUUUGACACCAACGACUGAGCCAUCUGUAGGACUGCCAUUGGACGAAGCGACUUCAAAAGGGCAAAAUGGACACGGAGGCGCGGAUACGUGCCCGACGGUGCGGCUCUUUCGCGUCGACGACGUUGCCGAGGCGAAAGCAUCAGUUGAUGAGUCGCCUCCCGUUGUACAGACCGGUGGUGUACCCGCGACUCCCAGUCCCAUCAAAACCAAUCGCCCUGGGACCACGACCUUCUCGUCCAGUCCAUCCCCCCAACCCAGCGACGCCCGCUGGACAACCCCCACGGCAUCCACGUGUGCAGCCACGACCAUUUCUGCGACCAAGGCCACGCCAAACAACAAACGACGCACGAGCCUGCUCUACUCCAUCUCGAAAGCCACCAUGGACGACGUCGUCCGCCAGCGAAAGCUGCACGUUGAGCACCAACAGCAACAACAGAUCGACCCCGCGCGACGGCGGCGGCUGUCGCUUCCUCGAGCCUGCGCCAUAGACAACGCCGUCGACGACCCUGUCGAAGCCACGGCAUCGCUGCAGCGAGUGUUGACCAAGGCGGACUUUCGGCGCAUGCACGUGAUUGGGCAAUUCAAUUUGGGGUUCAUCAUCGCCCACCUGGACGCCGACUUGUUUAUCAUCGACCAGCACGCGAGCGACGAAAAGUUCCGGUACGAAAUGCUGCAGCAGACGACCGUGCUCCACCAGCAGCCCCUCGUGCGUCCCAUGGCGCUGGAGCUGACCGCCGUCGAGGAAAUGACCAUCUUGGACCACUUGCCGCUGUUCAAGAAGCAAGGGUUUCACUUUCAAGUCGACCCCGCGGCCCCCGUCACCCAAAAGUUGCGCCUCAUCUCGGUCCCGUUUAGCAAGCACACCCAGUGGGGCGUUGACGACGUCCGCGAGUUGGUGUCGUUGGUGCUCGAGUCCCCCCACGCGGCGGCGGCGGCAACGAUCCGCCUGCCCAAGACCCUGGCCAUGUUUGCGUCACGAGCGUGUCGCAGUGCCGUGAUGAUUGGCACAGCGUUGAAGCGAGAAGACAUGCAAAAGAUUGUGGUGCAACUGGCAGAGUUGGAGCAGCCGUGGAACUGUCCCCACGGACGGCCUACCAUGCGCCACUUGGUCGAUCUGUCGUCGACGUCGGCCUUCCAAAAGUGACACGUGAAAACCCUCGUAACGUUAAUACAAAAUUGUCUAGUUUCUGGUUUAAA
Aphanomyces astaci is the source of this 2510-nucleotide messenger RNA. RefSeq lists its product as hypothetical. Gene Ontology annotation, cellular component: MutLalpha complex. Gene Ontology annotation, molecular function: ATP binding; mismatched DNA binding; ATP hydrolysis activity. The transcript is spliced from 8 exons. The coding region runs from base 667 to 2457 and encodes 596 amino acids. The record is from RefSeq and is a predicted model, not a curated record. NCBI's taxonomy places the organism in Eukaryota, Oomycota, Saprolegniomycetes, Saprolegniales, Verrucalvaceae. Gene Ontology annotation, biological process: mismatch repair.